Xenopus tropicalis (tropical clawed frog) is the source of this 3396-nucleotide messenger RNA. RefSeq names its product transmembrane protein 116 (gene tmem116). The record is from RefSeq and is a predicted model, not a curated record. Lineage: Eukaryota; Metazoa; Chordata; Amphibia; Anura; Pipidae. Gene Ontology annotation, cellular component: membrane; endomembrane system. The transcript is spliced from 11 exons. The coding region runs from base 22 to 1377 and encodes 451 amino acids.
GAAUUGCCCACUGAGGCUGCUAUGGGAAUUCCCCCCGUGUGGCCAUGUUUUGUUCUUUGGGCAAGCUCUGCCGACUCGCAGCUUUGUUCCCUCCUUAGCCCCUCCCACUUCAUAUUUGUAACAGACUCCCUGCAUCCCGGCCAUAAGCCGCUGCCCCGCUGGGCACACAACUUGGUGUUGCUGUCUGUCUAUAGCACUGACUAUCUAAACUGCUGCUCUUGUACUGUCGGGAUUUGUGUAACAGCUCCAGCUCCCCAGCCGCCUGGCACAGACAUGGACUUGCUAGCCACUGGCCCCGGGUUGCCUCAUAUUGUGCCUACCAAUGAUUCCUCUGUGGAUAGUAUGUAUGGGAUCUAUAGUGAUGUCAAAUGGACACAGUUUGUCACAACUUUACUAAGCAUUUUAGGUUCUGGAUCAAUCAUUGGCUAUGCAGUGUUUCAAAAUGCAGUAAAGUCUCCAGAGGUUCGACCUCUUUUCUACCUCAGUUUGUCAGACCUUUUUCUGGCCAUAUGUUGGCUCAUAGGGGCAGUUAUGUACAGGAAAUCAUCUUUUAACAAAAACAUUGCCUGCUACAACCUCCAGAUAUUGGGCCAGAUGUUUUAUUUAUCCACCUUUCUCUACACAUUAAACUAUAUGUGGCAGCUCUUCUGCAACGUGAGGACAAAAGUGGAGGGGGACACAAAGAAGAUCUCAGACAGCAAAUGUCAUAUAAGAAGAGCACUGACAGUUCUCUCAAGUUUGGUGCCUGUCCUUCUCAGUGUUCCUGUGCUCUGUUUUGGGAAUAGCUAUGAAUGUUAUGGAAAUUCCACUCACCCACACAGCUGUUUAGUACUGAAUGUUGGAUCACAAAUUACUGCUGACCAGAGCACUAACAACAGCACCGCCUGCACAGUCAUCUACUACUACAGCGCAGUGGUGUUUCUUUCCAUGUUCCUCCUAUCAGCUGCUCUUAUUCUGAUCCUGAUGGGGAGCACCUAUAUUCUUUGCAGCAGAUAUCUUACAACAAGGGGCCCAUUUGUGUUCCAGCAAUGGGCAGCAAUAAGUGUGGCAAAACAGAACCUCUUCCUUAUCCCUUUCAUCUUCUUCUUGUGCUGCAUGCCAGCUGUUACACUUACUGCCGUGAAACUGCACAAGCCCUAUGUGGAAUAUGAAGUCUUCACCAUCCUCUAUUUUAUUCUGGCCUUAACAGCUGUAUCCCAAGGCUUUUUCAACUGCUUGGCACAUGGUUGGACCCAAAGGAUGCUGCGCUACUUGAAACAGACUACUUGCCGCGACGUUGACACACAGACCCCCUUAUUGCGUUCACAGAAGAAGUGCUAUGCCAGUGUACAUGUCUCCACAGAUGCCAUAUUGCCACAGAAAGUCUCUGCUCUAUGACAAGUCAGGGACUCACAUUCUGAGAGACUUCUGGGUAAGCUGACAUAGUGUGGUGGAAGCAGAAAACAGGGAAGUACAGGAGCUUUGUCUGAACCUUCCUCAACUCUCUUCCCUUCCAAUAGUGCCACUAGGAAAUAUAAAGUAAUCUUCAAGUAUUCAUACUGGCCCAUGACUUUUUUACUAUUGGAAUCACUACCAGUAUUUCUCAUCUGAGCACUCUAAAGUGCCAUCGGCGCCAACACCUUGUGCCAUAGACGUUCUGCCGAGGUUUUACAGCCCAGGAGCUGGUGGAAUCCUAUCUGCAUCGCCUUUAUCUUCAGACACUAUUGUAUUUCACAGCAAGGCUGUUUAUGUGACACAGACAUGGACUUAACUGAUGUGAACUUUUGUGCAUAUUUUAUUUACUAAGGUGCUGCAAGUGAUUAUGUAUCUGUUAAACACAUUUCUAAAGGCCUUUUUAAAUGGGAACCUACAAAGCACUACAUUUUAGCAGAUGUCUGACCAGACCAGGUAACAAAUAUUUUAUUCUUAAUCAAGCAUCUUUUAUUAUAUGGAAAACCCUAAAGGCCAUACACGUAGCAAUUCCGAAAGAUCGUUCCCACCCUCCACUGACGUUCAGGGCUGGAUUGUCAGAUAUGGAGGUAGAAACAAUAGAAAUUCUACCUCCACAUGGCGAUUCAGCCCUGAACGUAGAUUUUGCUUGGGCACCUUCAAUGGUGCUGAUCAAAAUCUUUUAACCCAGCUGAUUGAUCGACCAAUAUCCGCAGUCUUCGUACGAUAAUAUCGGUGCGUGUAAGGCCGGCUUUAGUCUUUAAAGUAAAGCUAAUGAUGGGACAUGAUUCUUAUCAUCCUCCUUUUUUUAUAAAGCACUGACAUGUUACAUAGCGCUUUAGAGCUUAAACACAUUUCAUUACAAUCACUGCCGAUUGGAGCUUACAGUCUAUCACACAACACAUACUAGGAUCUGUUUCAUAAGGGGACAAUUUGUCUGCUUGGAUGUAAAUCCAAGAAAUAGACACACAUAAGCUGUACAGACUCUUUGUAAUGUUGCAAAGCAGUAUUGCUACCUACUGUGCCAUUGCACAGCCACAUGUUCCUGGAAAACCUUCUUAGGAUGGCAGCCAGAUUUGACAUAGUUUACACAUAAACUGCUCCCUAAAAUAGGGAGUAACUUUUGCUGCAAGCUGUUUAUUGGGGUUGGUGUAUCUUUCAUGUCAGGAUUAGGCAGGCAUAUAGCCCUAGUGGUUUUUCUAUGGGAUCAGGAUGGCAUAUGGCCAUAGUGGGAUCUCUAUGGGAUCAGGGUGAUAGAUUACCUAUGGCAAAAUCACACAAGUAAAUAGCAAUAUGAUUUCUCUGCUGUAAGGAGUUUGAUAAAUCUGACACAAUUAGUUUUAGAUUGAUUGGAUCACACCAUACACAGGCAGAUUUAAGAUGCUAAUUUAGCCCCUUGAGUUGGCAGCCCAUAUAUCUGCUUAUAUAUAGGCCCUCCCUGGAGAAACUUGGCCAGAUAUCUAUCGGACAGGUUUAUCAGCACAUUGAUGAGGUUCUCUCCCCAUGGGUCUGCAGAGGAAGCCAUUAUGAUCCAAUUGUUGGCCUGCAGGCCACAAAAUCAGAUCUGAUCGAUUUGGUCCAGAAUGUAGGGGGCCAAAUCUGGCAAAGAUCUGCCUGUUUGGUCACCUUGUCAAAUAAACGGAUCUUGUUGGUUAUGGCAAGCUUAAUUUUUAGGUUGAAUUUUAAGUCACACCUAUUUGCUUCAGGCACAACUAAUGAAACCUGCAGUUACAUUUGAGAUGAGAUCUCUGCUUGUGACUUGUAGGCCAAUCACCUGUGAUACUACCUACAUGUUAUUAGUCGCUUAUGUAAACUAAACCUAAAGGUUUUGCAUUUUGUUGGUAUUUAUGUCUCAGCAAAAAAAGUGAAGGGAACAAAGUGUCAGUUGUGUUAUAUUGGAGCAUUAUUUAUUGUUACGUGUUUACAAUGUGACUGAAUAUAAUGUAAUAAAGACCUAAAACCAUUUGA